CUAUGUUUCGCGAAGGAGACGAGACACAGGGUGGCCCGCAACCGCGGCACUUGAAGUCUAUGGCAGGCAGGAUCUGCUAACCUGCCUGGUUUUCUACUUCACUCUCCUGUUGAACUUGACUAUCUCGUGUCCCAUCUCAUCGUCGCCGACAUCCGAGGAGCAACUCUCCUCAUGUUGAUACCUAUGGAGCGGAACUCCGAGCAUUCGCGUUUGAUUCGCAAGCCCAACAUUGUUCCGACCAGCAAUGGGCAUCUCACCCAAGCGCCGACUGCGAGCAGCGAUGAUGGACAUCGAGGGGGUAUGCGUGUUGGACGGGAUUAUCAAGCAGUUGUCCCACCAAUAAUUCAGGCCAAUGAGAGGAAAGCAAGGUUAGAAGCCUCUGGGGAAAGAGCACUCCUUGUAUGGUCACCCACAACUACUGUUUCAGAUGCAGAGUUGGAUCGAUACAUAGCCUUGGCGAAGGAAAAGUAUGGGUAUAAUCCAGAGCAGGCUCUGGGCAUGCUCUUCUGGCACAGAUAUGAUCUUAAAGCAGCUGAGGGGGAGCUCCCCAACUUCACACCCUUCCCUGAUGAAUGGAGCAAGGAGGACCGAGCUCUCUUUGAGCAAGCUUUUGCCUUCCACGGCAAAAGCUUCAAUAAGAUCCGACAGAUGUUACCUGAAAAGUCCAUGGCAAGUCUGGUGAAACAUUACUACCUUUGGAAGAAAUCAAGAGAUCGUGUGAGCUUCAUUGAUCGUCAAGUGAAGAGACUCUCCUGUAACCCAAAAGAGGAAGGAGAUUUUCAUUCAGAUGAUGAUUCCAGCGGAAGUGAAGGGAGUGGCCGAGAAGGGGAGGGAGAUGAGAGCAAGAAUUCUUGUACCAAUUGUGGAGUCACUUGCAAUCAAGUAAACUCUUCCCCUAAAGGCAAUCUAUGUGGCACUUGCUUCACAUAUUGGAAGCAAAAGGGAGAUCUUCGUCCGACAGUCAGCUCCCAUCGCUUUCGCUCAUCCACUUCAGGCCACAAACAUGACAAGUCACAAGGCCGUCCAUAUCGCCUCCCUCGUGGCAUGCACAUCAAUCAUGACGACUUGAUUUCCAUUGCUGUAGGAGUCCCUAAUAAAGGGGAUGCCAUCCUGAAGCACAUGAGUGAUGAAAUUACUACAUACAAGCGAAAGAGAGAGGUUCCUAUGUUUCAGGUUCAAGGCAACAAGCAGAUUUUGAGCAGCAUGAAGACAAAGUUGUUACAGCAGCAACAGACCUUAAAGACACUUGAAGAUAGUUUUGAAAAGGUCUCCUCUAAGUGGACAAAUGAAGAUAUGGCAGUCCUAGUCAAAGGUAUAGAAAUGUUUGGGUGUGACUUCAAGAAGCUGGCAGAUCUCCUUGGGAAUAAGACCGAGGUCAUGGUGCGUAGUGUUUAUGGCAAUUGCAAGAAGGAACCUUACAUUGAAGCUGCUCUCCAAACCUUCAAUGCCAAGAACAGUGAAACUGCCAACAAUCAUGUGGAUGGUGUGAGGAUGUCCUUGCCAAUGUCAGCCAUGAUUGGACCCAGCUCGUUGUCUUUUGGGCAUUUCCCUCCCUUCCCAGUAAGGAGAACCCCACCUUUACCAGGAGAAACACCAGCUGAGCGGAUUAGACGCAUGAAUCGUGAAAGGCAGCGUCGGUACCGUGAACGCCGAUUGGCUGCUGUCCAGGAAUUGAGAUCCUUGGCCCCCCAAGUGUCUGGGUCUGUGAACCCAUCCUUCCACUUCCCACCACCUGCUGUGUCGACCACAAGCGUGCUGGCAUAUGCACGACCUAGACUCACAAUUCCUCUUCUUGGAAGUGGACCUUGUCACAGAAAUAAGAAUCAAAAUGAAGAAAGGCAGAGAAGGCACAGUGAUCGAUCAUCAUCAGCAUCAGACCUCGCCUCUGAAUCUUCAAAUCCUGCCCAUCAUCAUCCACCACAUCACCUGCUGGACAAUGAGGAUGGGAACUGUGAUGGGUGGGAGGCAAUGUUGGUGAAGACUGAGAUGGGAGAAGAAGAGAUGGAAGGUGUCCAAAUGAAGUCUGAAAAACAACAAAUAUUGUCAGUUCCUUGUGGAUUAGAAGUAAAGCCAAUUGACUGCAGCAUGGCAUCUAGAAACAGUGGAGAAAGGAGUGAAGGCACAAGUGAAGAAGAGCAUUUGAUGAUGUCCCCUCCAAGGCUUCCUAGACUUGCAUUUACAGCCAUGGCACACCAUCACCCAUCCAUCGAUUUGACUUGGGAAGAAUUGCUUGGAGGAAACAAAGUCACUAAACCACAGGAGACACGCCGACCUGUUGUGGAUCGCUUGCUAGACUUUUCUCGUGUCAAUUGGGGUCCUGUUCGUACCCUUACCCAAGUUGAAGGUGAUUCUAUGUGCACAGAGUCCAUUCAGGGUGGCCUGGAUCCUGACCGGCGGGUGUGGAAAUAUGUUCGACAUCUCCAUGGUCGUGUGCUGGAGACUAGAUAUUAUAUCCGACAUCGAGAUGACAUUGAUCGAGACCAUGUCUGUCUCUGUGCAUUUGACCUCAGCCUGGAUGGAGAUGAAGAGCUUUGGAUUUAUGUUGACUCCACACGAGAUCCACCCUCCAAGUCUGGAUCCACAUUGUCAAAGCAUGAAGGUCCAGGAGGUUAUGAGAAUCAGCAGCCAGACUCAUCUGAAUCAAUUGGGUAGUCCUAUCCCAACCCUAUAUUGACUUGACAUCCUUCUGGUUUACUCUCCUAUAUUUUGUUUUGUGCCCACGGGCACCCAGUGAUUACAGUCCAUGCAAAAUGGGCGAAGAUAAAGGCAUUGGGCAAUGCUGUGGAAGCUCCUGCACAGAUGUUGCUCAUUUUUCAAUUGUGACAAGUAGUUUUUUAUGCCUACCAUGGUCCAUUGUCCAUGUUCUAUGUCAUUAUAAGAGAAAAUUGAAGUUUACUAAAAA
This is a messenger RNA of Darwinula stevensoni, 2902 nucleotides long. The record is from the annotation of a GenBank genome assembly. Lineage: Eukaryota; Metazoa; Arthropoda; Ostracoda; Podocopida; Darwinulidae.